AUGUCUAAACCACCACCUCAACAUCAACUGAAGAAUGCUAAUAAUUCAUUAUCACUGCCGGUAUCAGAUAAACAAUCUAAUGAUUCUCGACAAUUAUUAUUAGCUCAUUUAUAUAAUUAUUUCAAAACUAAUGGAUUAGAAGAAACUGCUCAAGCAUUAUUAAUAGAAUGCAAUAAUACCAUUCCUAAGGCAACAACAAAUUCUAAAGGUUAUUCAUUAGAUAAUAGUGGUCCUGAUCAAAAAGAUACAUUUUUAGAUCAAUGGUGGGGGUUAUUAUGGUCAAUUCAAUCAUCAAUUAAUCCUAAUUUAAAUCAAAUGACAAAUCCUUCAGGAAUAUUAACUCCUCAACAUCAAAUGAUUGUACAACAAAGAAUGCUUCAACAACAACAACAACAGGCUCAACAGCAGCAGCAACAGGCUCAACAACAACAGGCCCAACAACAGCAACAACAACAACAAUUGUUGCAACAACAAAGACUACAGCAACAAGCAAUGAUCCAACAACAACAUCAACAACAAUUGAUUAAUAAUUUGAGUGCUCGUCAACAACAAGUUGGUCUAUCUACAACUACUAAUCAAAUGGGACCACCUGGUAGUAAUAGUAAUAAUCUUCAAUCAAAUAUGUCACCAAAUAAUGAACAAUUACAAUCACAAGCAAGAUUACAACAAUUGAAAUUACAAUUUCAACAACAACAACAGCAACAACUUCAACAACAGCAGCAACAAUUGCAAUUACAGCAACAGCAACAGCAACAACAACAGCAACAACAACAACAGCAACAACAACAACAACAACAACAACGUCAACAGCAACGUCAACGACAAAAGAAAUUCCAACGUCAAUUACUGACUCUGUCUCAAAAACUGCCAGUUAUUAAUAAUGGACAACCGCAACAACAACUCCAACAAGAUCAACGUCCUGCACUGGCACCACAAAAUCAACCUACUCCAGGAAACAACAACAACAACAACAAUAAUACUAAUGCUGUAUCACCGAAAUUACAUAGACAAUCUGUUGAUGAUUAUCAAAUGAACUUAUUACAAAUGGAAAAUCAAAAUAAUUCACAAAGACAAAAAUAUUUGAAUAAUCAACAAACACGUAACUCACAACAACAACAACAACAACAACAACUGCAACUGCAACUGCAACAACUGCUGCCAUUUCAACCACCAGCUCAGCAACCUAAAAAUAGUACAACAACAUCAACUAAUACUACUACUAGUCGAGCACAGAAGUCCUCGAGAAAACAACAACCAAAGAAUUCAAGACGUCAAUCUGUUCAACAACAACAACAACAACAACCCCAGCAACAACCCCAACAAUCUCAACAAAUGUCGACUUCUUCACAAUCUUUUACCGCUGCUAAUAAUUCAAAUAAUGUGAAUAAUACAUUUGAUAUUUCACCACAAAUUCAAGAUCAAGGAAUGUUAUCCACCAAAGAACAACAACAACAACCCCAGCAACCGCAACCACAACCGCAAUCGCAACCACAAUCACAAUCACAAUCUCUACCUUCAAAUAAUAACAAUAACAAUAACAAUAAACAAGAUGUUGUUAAUGUAGUAUUUGAUGAUGCAUUUUUCCUGGGUAAUUUACUUUUAGAUGAUUUUAAUGAAUUUGCCAAUAGUACAAGUAAUAAUGGUAAUGGUAAUGGUAAUAAUGAUAUGAAUUCACAAUUUAAUAAUACACAAACAGAAAGAAUAAUGUUUAGUAUGCCACCUAAUCAGAAUCAAAAUCAAUUUCCUUCACAAUCUGGUGAUGGUGGAGGAGGAGGUGGUGGAAGUAUGCAACCUAAUUUUUUCGAAGGUAUUGAAUUAGGUGAUGGAAAUAAUAGUGGUAAUGGAGAUGAUGAUGAUGCUCCUAUAAUUACUACUGAUUGGUUAAGUCUGAUGGGAUCAGGUCCAGGUUAUGAAUAA
Molecule: messenger RNA, 1917 nt
Organism: Candida albicans SC5314
Lineage: Eukaryota; Fungi; Ascomycota; Pichiomycetes; Serinales; Debaryomycetaceae
Gene: MSS11
Product: Mss11p
Exons: 1
Coding region: 1-1917 (638 amino acids)
Molecular function (GO): protein binding
Source: RefSeq, a predicted model, not a curated record